AUCACAAUUUCUUCUCCAUCACUUAAGCACUACUACUCCCUACUCUCACACACAUGGAUUUCACUUCUGUGUUUCUGCCUCUUUCUUUCUUUGUUUUCAUUUUCUUUCUCUUCCAGUCUCUUCUCAACUUCUUCUUUCCUAAUCGAGGAAAUCUCCCUCUCCCUCCUGGCUCGUUAGGCUGGCCAUAUGUCGGUGAAACCUUCCAGCUCUACUCUAAAAACCCAAAUGUAUUCUUUGCCGCAAAGCAGAAGAGGUAUGGGUCGAUAUUCAAGACCCACAUCUUGGGAUGUCCUUGUGUGAUGAUUUCGAGCCCAGAGGCGGCUAAGUUUGUGUUGGUAACUAGGGCUCAUCUGUUUAAGCCAACGUUUCCGGCCAGUAAAGAGAGGAUGUUGGGGAAACAGGCCAUCUUCUUUCACCAAGGAGACUACCAUGCUAAAUUGAGGAAGCUUGUUCUGCGUGCCUUCAUGCCUGAGGCCAUCAAGAACAUAGUCUCUGAUGUUGAAUCCAUCGCCAAUGAUACCCUCCAGUCGUUGGAAGGAAGAUUGAUCACUACUUUCCAAGAAAUGAAAACGUACACAUUCAAUGUUGCUCUACUUUCUAUAUUUGGAAAGGAAGAAGUGCUGUACAGAGAAGAUCUGAAGAGGUGCUACUACAUUCUGGAGCAAGGGUACAAUUCAAUGCCCAUUAACCUUCCAGGGACACUCUUCAACAAAUCAAUGAAAGCCAGGAAGGAACUAGCCCGGAUUGUAGCCAAAAUCAUCUCCACCAGGAGGCAAAUGAAGCUCGAUCGCAACGACCUCCUUGAAUCCUUCAUGGGUGACAAAGAGGGCCUCACUGAUGAACAGAUAGCAGACAACAUCAUUGGUGUCAUAUUCGCUGCCCGGGACACCACCGCCAGUGUAUUGACUUGGAUCCUAAAAUACCUUAGUGAAAACCCGACCGUUCUUCAAGUUGUCACGGAAGAGCAAGAGGCCAUAAUGAGAAGUAAAGAUAAGUGUGGUGAGGAGAAGGCUCUGACUUGGGCAGAUACCAGGAAGAUGCCGAUAACUUCAAGGGUAAUUCAUGAGACAAUGAGGGUUGCUUCAAUUCUAUCGUUUACUUUCAGGGAAGCAGUGGAGGAUGUUGAAUAUGAAGGGUAUCUUAUACCAAAAGGGUGGAAAGUUUUACCACUUUUCAGAAAUAUUCAUCACAGCCAAGAAAUCUUCCCGGAUCCUGAAAAGUUUGAUCCAUCAAGAUUUGAGGUGGCACCAAAGCCCAAUACAUUUAUGCCAUUUGGCAAUGGCAUCCAUUCAUGUCCUGGGAAUGAGUUAGCCAAGCUGGAGAUGUUGGUGCUUCUCCAUCAUCUGACCACAAAGUACAGGUGGUCUACGGUGGGUGCAAACAGUGGGAUUCAGUAUGGCCCCUUUGCUCUUCCCCAGAAUGGCUUGCCCAUCAGAUUAAGCAAGAAGUCUCAGACCCAAAAAUGAAAAUAAGGCCCCAUCCUCAGAGAAACAGAAAACUUUCUAAUAAUAAGCAUUAAAGAUUUGAGAGGAAGAAGGUCAAAAAAUAAAUAAAUAAAUGAAGACCAUUGUUGUUCACCAAGAAGAGAAAAUGCCUUUUUGGGCCAUGAAACACCCAGAGGAAGGUAGAAGGAAGUAAGAAGAUUAAUUAGAUUAUUACAUAAAAGGGAACCUCAAUCUCAAUUGUAUAAAGAAUCUUCCUAAAACAAAAAGGAAAAAAGAGGACAAACUGCCAGCAAAAUUGUGCUCAUUCUUUUCCUUCCAAAUCAUGAAGGAAAGGAAAACAAGAGAGAGGAAAAAACUAUUCAAGCAGUGGGAUAUGUAUGUAGCAUAUUAAGUGUGUUUACCCCAUAUCUGGGUAAUUUUUGUUAUUUCUUUUAGUAAUGAAGUCCGCAAGGCAACAACGAAAAAAAAGUAUCAAUGAUUUU
This is a messenger RNA of Rubroshorea leprosula, 1927 nucleotides long. Lineage: Eukaryota; Viridiplantae; Streptophyta; Magnoliopsida; Malvales; Dipterocarpaceae. The record is from the annotation of a GenBank genome assembly.